GGCAUUAGGCAACAACAAAGUACCCGGCCACAUUGCUGUCAGAAGUAUAUUGUUUUGUAAUAAAAAAAUAUAAUUUUGCAACUUGCCAAAGCCUUGCAACCCUGUAAGAGACGGCCAACGGUCUAAUACUUUUUCUGUCUUUUGCACAGCAGUCCUCCAAAUUAAAGGCUACAGAGUUGGGCCCUCGGUAUAAGCAGUCACCAGACCACCCAGUCACUCCACCCACCACGUAACUAGAAUGGCCGGCUUUCCCGAGCACGCCCGCGCAGAGGAUACGGAGGUUAAUGUUUGGAUCCGCUUUGGUCUUAGGCUGGGCGUCAGCGCCGCCCUUCAUCCGUUCGAAUAUUCCAAAACCCUCAUCCAGCUGGGUUACGAACCAAUCGCUCCUCUGCCCGGCAAGUCGAUACUGGGCAAGCCGAUCAUGAAGUUGCCGAACAUCUUUCAGUACGCUGGCCACAUUCGGCGGAUCGACGGCUUCUACGGUUGCUACCGCGGUCUAGCUCCUAAAUUGGUGGGUUCUCUGGUGGCCAUGGUGGUAAGCGACCGAGUGGCCGAUCAACUGGGCCUGGAGCAGCCAGAGGAGAAUAAGGACGACUCGCAGCUUAGUGAUGAGGAAUUGUACGUCCAGUUCAAGAAAAGUCUGAAGCGGGAUAUUGUUUUGAUGGUGAGCGGAGUCGUGGCCUCGCAUCCUUUUCACGUAAUCUCGUUGCGCAUGAUGGCGCAGUUUGUCGGCCGCGAGACCUUGUACACCUCUAUUGUGGGCUCCGUGGCCGAGAUUUGGAAGUCUGAGGGAAUAGCGGGAUUUUUCGCCGGUCUUGUGCCAAAGCUGCUGGGCGAUUUGGCCUGCCUAGUGCUCAGCAGCUCCACGAUCUACAUCCUUAACAAAUAUAUCAUCAAGGACAAGUUAGGCAGGCAAUACAAUUCCGGAUUCACACAGUUUGCCGUAUCUAGUUUACUGUAUCCACUGCAAGUGGUGUCCACCUGCUCAGCGGUAAGUGGCUCACGCCUGAUGGCUGCCCAACCGCCAAUUAUGCCGGCCUACAGGAACUGGGUAGACUGUUGGAAUGAUUUGCAGGUUCGCGGGGAGCUUAAGCGCGGCAGCUCCCUUUUCUGGCGGUCACAAUCCAUCAGUUCUCCAGUAAUAGCCACCUCAUUCGCGCCCUUGCCUAAGCUGGCGCGUUACCAGUAGCCGUCAACAACGAGGCUGGACGACCACGGACGGGCUCCGGUAUGACAAGCUUCAAUCCAAGGCAACUGCAUUUUUCUACUGUCUCCAAGCCCAGCCAUAAUUCUGUUAAUACAAGUUUAGAUCUACAUUGAAGUGGAUUUUCAUCGUGGUCCGUUAGUCUUGCGCGAUGUUUUCUUUUCUUUCAGCAACUACGAGCACUGAAAUCGUGAAAAAAUCUUUCCCAAUCUUGUGCAGACUCCGAUAUAAUUGUUGUUAUUGUUUACUGCAAAAUUUUGGAAAUAAAUCGUUUUGCCCUACU
Messenger RNA from Drosophila melanogaster (fruit fly), 1487 nucleotides. It is a transcript of the gene Mtch, whose product is annotated as mitochondrial carrier homolog 1. The coding region runs from base 239 to 1189 and encodes 316 amino acids. NCBI's taxonomy places the organism in Eukaryota, Metazoa, Arthropoda, Insecta, Diptera, Drosophilidae. The transcript has 4 exons. Gene Ontology annotation, cellular component: mitochondrial outer membrane; membrane. The record is from RefSeq and is marked reviewed.